Molecule: messenger RNA, 2342 nt
Organism: Xyrauchen texanus (razorback sucker)
Lineage: Eukaryota; Metazoa; Chordata; Actinopteri; Cypriniformes; Catostomidae
Product: SWI/SNF-related matrix-associated actin-dependent regulator of chromatin subfamily E member 1-like
Exons: 11
Coding region: 135-1409 (424 amino acids)
Biological process (GO): negative regulation of DNA-templated transcription
Cellular component (GO): SWI/SNF complex
Molecular function (GO): nuclear receptor binding; nucleosomal DNA binding
Source: RefSeq, a predicted model, not a curated record
GGGGGCAGCAAUAUGCCUAUCAGGCCAGAUGGAACUCAAAAUGUGUCACAUUCUGGCGGAGCACCAUUGAGGGAACAACGGAGUUGUGAACCAUAUGAUGGCGAUAGCCUGAUAUCCUCAAUCCAACAAACAACAUGUCAAAGCGGCCAUCAUAUGCCCCUCCCCCAGCCCCUGCCCCCACAACACAAAUGCCCACCACCCCUGGGUUUGUGGGGUACAACCCAUACAGCCAUCUGGCCUACAACAACUACAGGCUGGGAGGGAACACCGGCGGGAACAACAGGGUAAUGAACUCCACAGGGAUCACCGUUCCUAAGCCACCCAAACCGCCUGACAAGCCACUGAUGCCCUACAUGCGGUAUAGCCGGAAGGUAAGCAGGAAGGUUUGGGACCAAGUUAAAGCCUCUAAUCCUGACCUGAAGCUUUGGGAGAUUGGGAAGAUCAUUGGUGGUAUGUGGAGGGACCUCACUGACGAGGAAAAACAGGACUAUUUAAACGAAUAUGAAGCAGAAAAGAUUGAGUAUAAUGAUUCUCUGAAGGCCUACCACAACUCUCCAGCCUACCUGGCAUAUGUCAAUGCUAAGAAUCGUGCAGAAGCUGCCCAAGAGGAGGAAAGCCGACAAAGACAGUCAAGACUAGACAAAGGCGAGCCCUAUAUGAGCAUCCAACCUGCUGAAGACCCUGAUGACUAUGACGACGGGUUCUCCAUGAAGCAUACAUCAGCAGCUCGUUUCCAGAGGAACCAUCGACUGAUCAGCGACAUCCUGAGCGAGGUUGUGGUGCCUGAUGUUCGCUCUGUGGUGACCACUGCUCGCAUGCAGGUCCUCAAACGCCAAGUCCAGUCUCUCAUGGUGCACCAGAGAAAGCUUGAAGCAGAACUGCUUCAAAUCGAGGACCGACAUCAGGAAAAGAAGAGAAGGUUCCUGGAGAGCACAGAUUCCUUCAACAAUGAGCUCAAACGGCUGUGCAGUCUGAAGGUGGAGGUGGAUAUGGAGAAGCUGGCAGCUGAAAUGGCUGCUGCUGAGGAGGCAGCUCGCAGGAGGGCGGAGGAAAGAGAGAGGGAAGCAGCUGAGCAGGUGGAGAGAGCUGCUCAAGAAGAACAGCAGCCAGUCAGCGCCCAGACCAAAGCCAACCCAGAGCAGACCUCCACCAGCAAGGUCAAGGAUGGAGAGGACAAGCCCACGCCUAUGGAGACAGAUGAGACUCCAGCUGAAGGUUUUGAAGGCCAACUGGAGGCAGAGCAAACAGCAACAGGAGAGAAACCUGCCCAACCUGAGCCUGUAGAGGGCGCUACAGAUGAGGGGACUAAUGACAGCACUGCUCCAUCUGAAAGCAGCUCUGGGCCUCCAGCUGAACCCCAGGCCUCAGACAACACCCCUGAAGAGCGACUACCCGCACAGUCACAAUAACCCCACCCCCUAAGUCUCAGUCUUUGAUCUUUUAAGAGUUUUAUGUCCUGUAGGAUUUGUUAUUUAAUCCCAUGACCUGGCAAUACAGCGAGUCAGAACAGUAAAAGAAAAAUUAAUCCCCCUCCAAUGUUCUACAGUGAAAGGACAGCAGUAUUCUUAUAAUGUCACCUGGGCUCUUGAUGUCAAUCAGCUAUUUGACAGGUGGUGCAGAUAUUUACUUGAUGUUACAAGCCCACUUGAGCACUGUUGUGCUUUAAUGCUAUUGAAAAUGUUGCCAUUGGUAAGCAAAAAAGAAUUUAACAAAUUAGUAAAAUGUAGUGAUGGAAUCUUUCAGUCACCAGAUGAUUUGUGUAAAGCAGAACCUGCAAGGGUAUUUGCUUUUACUUCCCAUGUUUUUAUAACUGUGCCACUGUCUUUAACUGUAAUAUAUAUCUUUUUUCAUACUUUACAAGUUUAGUUGAGUAGUAUGUGGAUUGUAUUGAUGAUCUCUUCAGCCUUGUUUUUCCUUAAUUUUUCCCAUUUUUUAUUAUUUCAAAUAAAGCCAUGUUAACAGUCAUGAUAUCACAACCAAUUUACCACAGAGCACAUGGGACAUUGUUCUGUUGGUAGCUAUAUUGAAUUGUAUUACAGUAAACCUCUGGAUUAUUAAUUGUUUUUGAAUUGUUGGAAGUUAUUCCCUCAAAGUGAUUUCUAUGUCUGCUAGUUUUAUGCGGUUCUUUGGAAUUCUGUUGUAGAGUAAUUGUUUUUGAAAUUUAUUUUAAAGGGGUCAUGACAUGAGAAACCAAAUUUGCCUUGAUCUUUUGGUAUAUAAGAGGUCUUUGUAUCAUUAAAACGUCCUGCAAGUUUAAUAUUUUAAGACGUCCUCCCCAUUCUAAACGAAUCAUUUAUUUAAUCAAGCUGAAAAUACAGCUCGUUCUGGAUUCAUGGUUAGAA